AUGUUAUCUUCUUCCUAACCCUAACCUUCCCUUUUGCCUGUUCCGACUUGGAGCAGCAGCCCAACAAUCACCGAUCACCAUUCGUUCGUUUUUUUCUCGUAGGCGAAGAUUCUCAUCGUCACGAAACGUCAACAACGGGGGAUAAAAAUCAAUAUAUUAUGGAGAUGCUUCCUACUGAUUCUGAGGAAAAAGAAGGUGAAAUCAGGGAUUCUAAAUUAUUUGAUGCGUCUCAAUACGCGUUCUUUGGGAAUGAUAUUGUUGAAGAAGUGGAAUUGGGAGGACUUGAUGAUGAUGAAGAAAUCCUUGUGGGUGGAAUUGAAGAUGAUUAUCAAUUGGACCAUGAAGAGGUUGAUGGCAUAGAAUCUUUUUCAGAUAUUGAUGAUCUUGCUGGUGCUUUGUCAAAGCUGAACAGGACAGUCAGUGAACCAAGACCUCGGCUUAUUGCUGAUAGGGCGUCUCGAGAAAGUUCUUCUGCAGCUGACUGGGCGCAGGAUGUUGAUUAUUCAACCUGGUAUGAUCAGCAUGCACACCAUGGAGACGAUUCUGAAAGCAAGUUGUGGUCUUCACAGCCUUAUACUUCUGCUUGUGUUGCUGAGUCAAAGGGAUUGCACAGAACUGCAUCAUAUCCUGAGCCUCCUCCUCAGCUUCUUCCCCUACGUCAUCAAAAUUUAUCCAGUGAACCAAUUCCCAUGCCUAGGUCUUCCAUUCCUUCUUUUUCUGGUAGUAGGCCGCAUAUGCUUUUACCAAAUAACCACACGCAUCCAAACAACUUGUACCUUUCUGGUGGACCACAUAUGACUCUGCAAUCACAAACAUCCUUUUCUGGUCCUUUGCCUGGUUUACCUCAUGGUUCUCAUCUUUCUACUAAUUUACCUCAUUUCUCCCCUCCUGAUCAUUCUAUGGAUGGUCGCCCUCCUAGCCAAUGGCUAAAUCAUGCUAAUCUUAUGAACAAUAUGUUGCAGCAUCAAUUACCUCAUCAGAAUGGAUUAAGACCUCAGUUGAUUACUCAACAGCAGCAGCAGGCGAAUAGAUUGCACCAUUCAAUUCCUCAACCUUAUGGUAAUAUAACUGGGGUAAAUUCUCAACUAUAUGGUCCUCAUAUUUCUCAAUCACCACCCAUUAUGAAUAAAUUUGAUGGCAUGAUGGGACUUCCUGAUCUCAGAGAUAGACCUAGAUCAUCACAAAAGAACCGACAAAGUUUACGGUACCCCCAACCGGGUUUUGAUACCAAUGGCCAGCGAACUGAUGGUGGGUGGCCGUUAUUCAGGUCAAAGUAUAUGUCAGCUGAUGAAAUUGAGAAUAUUCUUAGAAUGCAGUUGGCUGCAACUCACAGCAAUGACCCUUAUGUAGAUGAUUAUUUCCACCAAGCUUGUUUAUUUAAAAAAUCUGCUGGUGCAAGGUUGAAACAUCAUUUUUGCCCUACGCAACUGAGAGAUCUUCCACCACGAGCACGUCCUACUGAUGAACCUCAUCCUUUUCUCCAAGUCGAGGCAUUGGGAAGGAUUCUAUUCUCGUCUAUCCGCAGGCCAAAACCACUUCUUGAAGUUGAUCCUUUGAAUUCAACUAGCCCUGGCUGCAGUGAUCAAAAAAUCAUUAAUAAACCCCUCGAACAGGAACCUUUGUUGGCAGCAAGAAUUACUAUUGAGGAUUGCCUUUGUCUUCUUCUAGAUGUUGAUGAUAUAGACCGUUUUCUUCAAUUUAAUCAAUUACCGGAUGGUGGUGCUGAAUUGAGACAAAGACGACAAAGCCAACUGGAAGGAUUAGCAGCUUCUCUUCAGCUUGUAGAUCCACUUGACAACAGUGGGCAAACUCCAAAAGAUGAUCUUGUAUUCCUACGUAUAAUUUCUCUCCCCAAGGGACGGAAACUUCUUGCGAAGUAUCUUGGUAUGCUUACUCCUGGAAGUGAUCUCCUCCGGAUUGUUUGCAUGGCAAUUUUCCGUCAUUUGAGAUUAUUGUUUGGUAUCCUUCCAUCUGAUCCUGCAAACGCCUUGGCAACUUCUUACCUUGUGAACGUUGUAUCAUCAUGUGUCAGCAAGAUGGAUCUUUAUGGGCUGGGUGCUUGCCUUGCCGCAGUUGUUUGUUCGUCAGAGCAACCUCCACUUCGCCCCAUUGGGAGUUCUGCUGGAGAUGGUGCCUCUAUUGUUGUGAAGUCUGUACUUGAUAGAGCAGCUGAGCUACUUAAAGACCCUAAUACUGCUAGCAGCUAUAAUAUGCCUAAUCCAGCCUUCUGGAAGGCAUCAUUUGAUGAAUUUUUCAACCUACUCCUGAAAUAUUGCUUAAACAAAUAUGAUAGUAUUGUGCAACCACUGGCAUUGUCGAACAUGGCUAGUGUUGGUUCUGAUGUGGCAAAAGCUAUUAAGAAGGAAAUGCCUGUAGAGCUGCUACGAGCAAGUCUUCCUCAUACUACUGAGAACCAACGCAAGCUCUUACUGGAUCUUGCACAACGUUCUGUGCCUUUAAUUGGUUAGUCUUAACUUGAUGGCCGACAACUUUAAUUUUGAAACAAGGAUCUGAGGCAGAGAGAAAGUAAUAGUCUUGAACAGGGCUUAGUCGAUGUUUCAUAACCGUCCAUCGUUCUGAAAAAUAUGUCGUCCAGCAGAAGAAUGUGGCGGAGGCCCCCAGAAAAUAGAACCAGUAAGCCUGUCGAAAAUUGAAAAUUUUGUUGGUUUUGUUUUGGAGCUUAUUUUUGAUGAUGCUCUCUGGUUAGAGUAGAAUGUACAUGGUUGAGAAGCGGGUCCGGUCCCAUGUUCCUUUUGUUAUUUGGUUUGAAGGAGCUGGGACAAAUCUGCAAAUUUCUAUUCAAGCUCAACUCUUGGCCUUGUGCUGUUUGUUUGAUAAUAUCAGUCUUGUAGAACUUCAGUUGGUUAUCAAUAUUGAAUUAUAUGGUUUCCUUAAGAGGUGGGAAAUAUUCAAAUUGUACUGUCGUUGCUUUUGCUUUUGUCUGUGUAUAACAAUAAUUAAUUAAUGUUUAAGUUCAUGCUGGCUUCAUUAAGCCUUUGUUUCAUAAGAAUUAUUUCAUCAUGGCAAAUAAAUAUGCAAAUGCAAUGUUGGUCCUAUUGGCAAUUGUAAUUUUGACAUUGUACGUAUUUAGGAAGCAAGGUGGAUCGGAUGGUUGUCAAGAAAAAUAAAUGGAUAUAAAUUGUGAUAUUCAGGUUUGGACGGAAGGGAAUCCUAGUCUAUCCUUAUACAUGGGCAUUUGGCAAAUAGACUUAGCAAUUGUAGUUUAUUACUUUAUUUUGAUAUAAAUGGAG
This is a messenger RNA of Amaranthus tricolor (Joseph's coat), 3251 nucleotides long. RefSeq names its product protein PAT1 homolog. The record is from RefSeq and is a predicted model, not a curated record. The coding region runs from base 159 to 2468 and encodes 769 amino acids. NCBI's taxonomy places the organism in Eukaryota, Viridiplantae, Streptophyta, Magnoliopsida, Caryophyllales, Amaranthaceae. Gene Ontology annotation, molecular function: RNA binding. The transcript is spliced from 6 exons. Gene Ontology annotation, biological process: deadenylation-dependent decapping of nuclear-transcribed mRNA; P-body assembly. Gene Ontology annotation, cellular component: P-body.